Molecule: messenger RNA, 912 nt
Organism: Mycena indigotica
Lineage: Eukaryota; Fungi; Basidiomycota; Agaricomycetes; Agaricales; Mycenaceae
Product: Mitochondrial carrier protein
Exons: 4
Coding region: 1-912 (303 amino acids)
Biological process (GO): transmembrane transport
Cellular component (GO): mitochondrial inner membrane
Source: RefSeq, a predicted model, not a curated record
AUGAAAGAGCGGCCGCUGUCCGAGACGCAAUACUACCUGCGCUCCGCCGUCGCGGGCGGGUUCGCAGGCGGGCUGGCCAAGACCGCGGUCGCGCCGCUCGAGCGCGUCAAGAUCCUGCUGCAGACGCACGACAAGGACUUUCGGCGGUUUUCGGGCACGUGGCGCGGGCCGGUGUAUGCGCUGCAGCACAUCGCGACGAGCCAGGGUGUCCGGGGGCUCUUCCAGGGCCACACGCUGACGCUCGCGCGCGCGGUGCCCCAUGCGGCGAUCGGGUACACGGUGUACGACCGCGUGAAGCUGUGGCUGAUGCCUACGCCCGCGCAGAACACGUCGCUCCGGCGGGUGCUCGCGGGGGCCAUCACGGGCAUCUCGGCGAUGCCGUUUACGUACCCGUUCGAGCUCGUGCGGGUGCGCAUGGCGGUCGAGGGCCACGUGCGCCCGACGCCGUGGGGCGCCGUCCGCGGGAUAUACGCCGAGGGCCGCGGACGCCUCCCCGUGCUCCACUUCUACCGCGGCUUCGCGGUGAGCCUCCUCGGCACCGUGCCCUACCGCGGCGGCAUAUUCCUCGUGUGGGAGACGCUCCACGCCGAGGCGAAGGCCCGGGUUGAUCCGGCCACCCUCCAGCUGCACAAGACCGGUAUCGACCUCGCGAUGGGCGCGGCCGCGGGGACACUCGCGCAGGUGGUCACGUACCCGCUCGAGGUGAUCCGGCGGACGCAGCAGGCGAGCGGAAGGGGGUCCCCGGAUCGGAUGGUCGGGUUUAGGGAGACGGUGGGGAGCGUGUGGGCGGUCAAUGGCUGGCGCAGCUUCUUCACGGGCAUGGGCAUCGGCCUGUUUAAGCAGGUGCCCAUGACCGCGAUAUCGCUGGCCACGUGGCAGUUGGCGAAGAAGACACUGGAUCUCCCGAAUUGA